AGAGGCGAAGGAGCGAAGAACUCAUGGAUGCGAACGAACCCCCAGCGGCGUCAUCAGCGCCGCCCUCCUCCGAGCCUCCACCACCGCCCUCCUCCACGGUGGCGGCGCCGACGCCGACGCCGACGACUACUCCGUCUCAAACCUCAUCCUCGUCCGCCCCUGCGACCACCGAAGUCCCGCCUCCAUCCACCAGCACCUCCUCCUCCGCCCCCAUACCGCCCCAAUCGCAGCAAACACAGCAGUCUCAGACGAGGCCUCCAGUCGCCACUUCUCGGCCCCAGGGCCCUUUCCCCCACUUCUCGUCCCACAUACCAGCCACCUCCUCUGCCGCCACUUCUACUGCUCCGAUCCAGCGGGGCGGGAUGGCAAUUGGAGUUCCCGCCCACCAUCCGAGACCCCAUCAGCCAGGCCAGACCUUUUUCAACCCAUCUACAACCUUCAGUCAGCCCUACUCUGGCCUUCAUCGCCCCGACCAGUCCUCCUUGUCAAAUGCCCAGGCCAGGCAACCUGCUCCUGGGAUUCAGACCAUUGGCAUGAUUGGUUCUAUUAGCUCUGGUUCUCAGAUGCGCUUGAGUGGAGUUGCUGGACAGCAUCCACGGCUUGGUCAGCCAACAGCAAGAUCAGCAUCUCCAGCAACUAGUCAAUCUUUAAGUGCCCAAAAAUUUCAAACCCAUGGUUUAGCAAGACCUCCAAUGGCCUCUUCAAAUACCCCAACAUCUGGAGCACAAACUCCUCAAACUCUUGAUCAACAAUGGAUGGCAGCCCAAGGAAAACAGUUGCAAGCAUCUCCUUCCUCUCAAUACAGGCCACAGUUGAAGCAACAGGUACCUCAGCAAAGGCCGCAGCUUUCCCAGCAACAUCAGCAUUCUUUACAGAGCACUUUACUACAGCAGCAGCAACAACAACAACAACAAAAGAAUCUACCGCUGCAUCUUCAACAAAUGCAUCAACAGCAGUCUGCUUUGCCAAAUCAGUCACAAGAACACAAUCAACAGUUCUUACCAUCAAGAAGCCAACAAAUGCUGCCACCACAGCAAGGUGCUCGUGCUCAUUUGUCAGUUCAGCAGAAGUCAAAUAUUCCAGCAUCAUUACAGUCUGCUGCUCAAACGGGGCCUAUUUCUUCAGUUGUUGCCCCAGAUCCUGAAUCUGGUACUCAGAUUCUCAGCAAGAGAAGUAUCCGUGACUUGGUGGCUCAGAUUGAUCCAUCCGAGAAGUUGGAUCCUGAGGUUGAAGAUGUUCUAGUGGAGAUUGCUGAUGAUUUCAUUGAAUCUAUAACAGCAUUUGGUUGCUCUUUGGCUAAGCAUCGAAAAUCUACCACACUGGAAGCAAAGGACAUACUUCUUCAUGUCGAGAGAAAUUGGAGUAUGUCACUCCCCGGGUUUAGUGGAGAUGAGAUUAAGUGCUAUAAGAAACCUGUUAUAAAUGAUAUUCACAAGGAAAGACUUGCUGUGAUCAAGAAAUCAAUGGUAGCAACAGGCGAUUCAGGGAAUGUGAAAAACCCCACUUCUACACAAGCUGCAGCAAACUCCAAAUCUCAUGCUGCCAAACCACCUCCGGCCUGAAGCUUCGACAGUUUGUUCUCAUCCUCACUGACUUCCUCAAUCCAUCCUACAAAUCUUUUUGUAGUAUCCUUCUUCUUAACAUGUGCAGACUAACUCCUCAUGCCAGAUAACUUACAUGUUUUGACUCUCUUGGUCGAUUGAAAAGAGUGUUACUCAAUGAAUCAAUCACCAUAUUCAUCAUGAGGAGGAUUCUGUCUGCCAUGUUAUACCCUUUUGUAGUACUAUUUCUUAAUUCUACCUGCAAAUUUUGCCGGAUUCUUUUGCAAACGUUGUGUCACUGGUUAGAUUAGAUUGUUUCCUAACAUUGCUUGGCAUAUGAGCGCAUGUGAUCUUGCCUACCUUGUUAUCUGUAUCUAACGUGACUCUUUGUUAUUUUCAUGGUUCAAGCUUAUUCUA
Messenger RNA from Dioscorea cayenensis subsp. rotundata (Guinea yam), 1958 nucleotides. Its product is annotated as transcription initiation factor TFIID subunit 12. The transcript has 8 exons. Gene Ontology annotation, molecular function: protein heterodimerization activity; DNA binding; TBP-class protein binding. The coding region runs from base 24 to 1562 and encodes 512 amino acids. Gene Ontology annotation, biological process: RNA polymerase II preinitiation complex assembly; DNA-templated transcription initiation. The record is from RefSeq and is a predicted model, not a curated record. NCBI's taxonomy places the organism in Eukaryota, Viridiplantae, Streptophyta, Magnoliopsida, Dioscoreales, Dioscoreaceae. Gene Ontology annotation, cellular component: transcription factor TFIID complex; SAGA complex; SLIK (SAGA-like) complex.